Molecule: messenger RNA, 2641 nt
Organism: Oryzias melastigma (Indian medaka)
Lineage: Eukaryota; Metazoa; Chordata; Actinopteri; Beloniformes; Adrianichthyidae
Gene: ncln
Product: nicalin
Exons: 15
Coding region: 127-1860 (577 amino acids)
Biological process (GO): regulation of signal transduction
Cellular component (GO): endoplasmic reticulum membrane
Source: RefSeq, a predicted model, not a curated record
GCCCGGGGUUGUUCGGUUACUUGCCUGAUCAUAAUUGCCCCCUAUGCUCGGCUGUCAGGUGCUGAGCGAAGUGACAGUUGAGCACACCAUUUAGCCCCUUGCUGAAGUGUCCAUUCAAUCGCCACAAUGUUCGAGGAAGCCAGUGAGGUGUUUGACAAUAUGUUCAAAUCUUCCUUUCCCCUGACGUUUAUUGUGUUUAUCCCGGCGGUGUUGAUUUUGGUGUCCCCGCUGCCAGCCGAGGCGGCGCAUGAGUUCACGGUGUACCGAAUGCAGCAGUACGACCUCCAGGGACAGCCGUACGGUACCAGGAACUCCAUCCUAAACACUGAGGCUCGCACUGUGGAGGCAGAUGUCCUAAGUCGCCGCUGUGUUAUUAUGCGAUUGGCUGACUUCUCCUUCGACAAGUAUCAGAAAGCUCUACGUCAGUCGGCGGGGGCCGUGGUCAUCAUGCUGCCAAAGAACAUGUCUGCGAUGCCGCAGGACGUACUGCAGCAGUUCAUGGAGCUGGAGCCAGACAUGUUGACCACUGAGACCAUCGUCCCCGUGUACUUCGCCAUCGAGGAUGAUGAGCUUAUGUCCAUCUACACACAAACCCUCACCUCCUCUUCCUCUCAGGGCUCCUUAUCUGCAGCAGAAGUGCUGCUGCAUACAGCCACAGCUAACGGUUUUCAAAUGGUGACCAGUGGCGCUCAGAGCAAGGCGAUCAGCGACUGGGCCAUCACCAGCCUAGAGGGUCGCCUCACUGGAGUCGGAGGAGAGGACCUCCCGACUAUCGUUUUAGUGGCUCAUUAUGACUCCUUCGGUGUCGCUCCAUGGCUGUCGUACGGCGCCGACUCAAACGGCAGUGGCGUGUCCAUGCUGCUGGAACUGGCUCGUCUCUUCUCCAAACUCUACACCUACAAGAGGACACACGCUGCAUACAACUUACUUUUCUUUGUUUCGGGGGGUGGAAAGUUUAACUACCAAGGCACCAAGCGCUGGCUGGAGGACAAUCUGGACCACACAGAUUCCAGUCUGCUGCAGGACAACGUAGCCUUUGUGAUGUGUUUGGACACCGUGGGAAACGGAGACUCUCUGCACCUCCAUGUCUCUAAGCCUCCUAAGGAGGGAACUCCUCAGUAUUCUCUGCUCAAAGAGCUGGAGAUGGUGAUAUCUAGUCAGUACCCAGAGGUCAAGUUUUCCAUGGUCCACAAGAAAAUCAACUUAGCCGAUGACAUGCUGGCCUGGGAGCACGAGCGCUUCGGGAUCCGCCGUCUGCCCGCCUUCACUUUGUCUCAUCUCCCCUCGCACCGCUCAGUUCAGCGCUCCAGCAUCAUGGACGUGCGGUCAGUGUCCUUCUCCUCUCGCCACGGAGCGGGAGAGCCCCCUUCUGGGCCUCAUGUCGACGUAAAGAGACUCGGCAGGAACACAAAGGUGGUUGCAGAAGCUUUGGCUCGAGUCAUCUACAACCUCACAGAAAAGGGGGCUCCUGGAGACCUGCAGAUUUUCACUGAGCAAAUGCAGGUGCAGGAGGAGCAGCUGUCGGCAGUGGUGGACUGGCUGACCGCGCAGCCCCGCGCCGCACAGCUGGUGGACAAAGACAGCAGCGUCGUCUCCACGCUGGAGUACCAUCUGGGACGGUAUCUCAAAGACGUGAAGAGACAUUAUGUCAAAGCCGACAAAAGAGACCCAGAGUUUGUGUUUUACGACCAGCUGAAACAGACCAUGAAUGCUUACAGAGUGAAGCCUGCUAUUUUUGACCUGCUGCUGGCUGUCUGCAUUGCAGCCUAUUUAGGGAUGAUGUAUCUGGCUAUCCAGAACUUUGGAGUCCUGUACGGGAUCGUCCGCAGACUCACCCAGCCCAAAACAAAGACCCACUAAGGAGUGUUCUUCCUCGUACUGUGCUCCUCUCCUCAAAUCAAAACACUGAUGCUGGACUGAAACCAGCAGUUACUUCCAUGUCCUUCACCCCGCUGCACAAACGACAGCGUCCCAUCCCGACUUGCUGCCAGUCUCACCCACGAUGACCCGUCUGCACUCGUGUGACCCCUCACUUCCUGUGUUCUGUUGAUGUGGCAGCAGGGUGGGAGGGGCUUUUAUUUUUUUAUACAAAUCGAUUCUUCUGACACAAACAAGCGUUUACAGAAAGGUGAACUGUGAAAACGGGCUGGAAUACUUCUUAUUCCUGCACCUCUUAAUAAGGAUUUUCCCACUCGGUGUUGAUUUGUUUUUGGGUAAUCGUCCUCCAUGUUGCUGUGCGUUCUUUUUACUGCGUUAUCCUCUGAUUAGGAAAAACACUGAUGGUCACUUUGUGGGCAGGCUUCAGAAGAUCACAACCUUUUUCUUAUCUAGGUUGCAAAAGUCCUUUUGAGUGUCUUAAGUCUUUUUUUUAUCUGUUAUUGAAACACCGGGGGUCCUAAAAAUGAUUAUUUUUGUGAUACGGCGUUGCCUUGACCUUUUCUUGCAGUGUUUUUUUGUACAUGCACGACCCCUGGACCCAGCCACGUCAGUAGUGGUGACAUGGUACACUUAAAUCCUUAUUUAUUGGAGGAGUUUGCUUCCUCUGGAGCCUGCCUUCUGUGACUCUGCAAAGGAAAUGAUUCUGUUUGUGAUUUAAAAUAAACGAUGGACAAUUAAAAAAACAAUAAACACCAGGAGAGAA